UCUACUGGGCGUGUUAUUCCAAUUAUUGACUAUGAUGAGUUCCUUGCUCUCAUUCUUCGCUUUAGGCCUGCAUAUUUGGAUAUGGAAGAACUGCUAGAUCAUAUGGACCAUACGCUAGCCCUUCAUUCUGGAGUGACUGUCGACCAGGAAGGAAAAACUCAGACUAGCAUAGAUUUUCUAACAGUGAAUGGUUUGCAUUUUAAAGCUGUUACUGGAGAACGCGGUCGUUGCCAUUUGAUGGUCUCACCUUCUGCUAUUCCAGUGCCUCCAGUCACCGUAGAUCGAUAUGGGAAUAUGACUUCCGUCGAGAGAGCGUUUGUUCCAAGUUCGCUCUACACUGAACUGUUAGAGAGGAAGAUCAUAGCGAAAGAGGACAGUGAAAAGACUGUUGACAUGCUUGAUGCAAAACUUAACAGUGAAGCAGGUCUUCCUGCUACCCCUACAGAGGAUGACUGUCCGGUCUUCCUGCAACCCCUACAGAGGAUGACUGUCCGGUAUGCACGUAUACCUCGACAGAUCAUGGUAAGUUUCGUUUGUAUGGUGUUUACAUUCUAUAGGGUUGUCAUAAAACUGAGUUACUCUUUAGCUGAUAUGGAUUUUGCACAAACAUGUUUCGACGGUUUGUCGCGGGAGCUGCUGGCAAAGGUGUCGGUUUCAGAAGUUUGUACAGAAAAUACUACUUACAAUCUUUCAUCUAAUCCAAAAGCGUAA
Molecule: messenger RNA, 711 nt
Organism: Cylicostephanus goldi
Lineage: Eukaryota; Metazoa; Nematoda; Chromadorea; Rhabditida; Strongylidae
Source: the annotation of a GenBank genome assembly